GAUAUCUGGCGAGCCAUGUCGCUGGUCGCCACCACGAGCGUCGUCAGAGCCCGCGCCUCCCAGUGUUCCUCCUCCGCCUCGUGCUCAGCCCGCCUGCUCCCGGCCCUCGCCCACCGCGCCCGCGCGUACAGGCCUCUCAUGACGCCGGCGGCGGCGGGUUCCGGCAGGGCGCGUCUCCAGGUGCGCGCAGCCAGGUUGGAGUCCACCGGCGUGUCCGUGGGCUUCCGCGCCCCACAGUUCGAGCUUCCUGAGCCCAUGACCGGAAAGAUCUGGACACUGGAUGACUUCGAGGGUAGCCCUGCUUUGCUGGUUAUGUUCAUAUGCAAUCACUGUCCAUUUGUAAAACAUCUGAAAAAAGAUAUUGCAAAGCUCACCUCUUUCUACAUGGAGAAAGGACUUGCUUGUAUCGCCAUAUCCUCAAAUUCAGUUGUGACGCAUCCCCAGGAUGGUCCUGAACAUAUGAUUGUGGAUGCAGAAAAAUUCAAAUACUCAUUUCCUUAUCUGUACGACGAGUCGCAAGAAGCUGCCAAGGCAUUUCAAGCAGUCUGCACACCAGAGUUUUACUUGUUCACAAAGGAUGGACGGAGGCCAUUUGAACUAUUCUACCAUGGUCAGUUUGAUGAUUCACGGCCCGGUAGCAAUGUACCAGUCACCGGAAGGGAUUUAAGCCGUGCGAUCGACUGUGCACUUAGUGGACAAGAAUUGCCUUUUGCGCAGAAACCAAGUGUUGGGUGCAGCAUCAAAUGGAACUAGUGACCGGUAUUAACUAUAGAGCUGGGCAAGGAACGUACGCGUUCUCUUCAUAGAGUAGAAGCUAAGGUGAAAAUAUCGUCGAGGUGAAUUAAUCAUGCAGCUCAAUUGUUCAAAGUUUGAAACCUCUGACAGAUAGAAAAUGGAGAAGAAUCAUCAUUUGUGAAUGUGAUGCUAUGAUGUUUCGGUCUUGUGUAUUUGCCAUGUUGUGACAAAGGAGGCAUUAAUUAUUUAUUUAUGCGGUGAUGACA
This is a messenger RNA of Lolium rigidum, 1001 nucleotides long. RefSeq lists its product as uncharacterized. NCBI's taxonomy places the organism in Eukaryota, Viridiplantae, Streptophyta, Magnoliopsida, Poales, Poaceae. Gene Ontology annotation, molecular function: antioxidant activity; oxidoreductase activity. The record is from RefSeq and is a predicted model, not a curated record. The transcript has 9 exons. Bases 16 to 753 code for a protein of 245 amino acids.